GUGGUGUAUAGUGGCUAAAUCCAUAUGACCAACGCGUUAGUUUCAUGUAUAGAUAUAAAGAGUGGUUGCUAAGUAGUUAAUACCGAAGAAGUAGAUAAAUAAAUGUGAGAAAGAGAGAGAGAAAAUAGAGAGGACAUUGGCCCAGCAAAGACACACGGGAACAACGCAGCUCGUUUGGCAGUUGAAAGAAUCGCGUUGGUGCAGCAUGGCGUGCGAGAUGGAGCUAGAAACCGGCUCCUCAGCUGUAGAAAAGCAAAUAUCGGAAACCAAGACUCGAGAGACGGAAUGCGAGAGUCAGCAGCCCAGUUCUGAUAAAGCGGCGAUCUUACCACAGGUGGCGGGGACGGCGGCGGGGGCCCUGGCUCAGCUGGGCAUCGGGAUCAUCGGGGGAUUCUCCGGCGUGAUGCUGCCCCAACUCACCGACGUCGGGGCAAGGGAUAUUGUCCUGGACGAGCACCAGGUGGCUCUUUUCAGCAGCCUUGUGUACCUCGGUGCGGCCGUCGGGUGCCUGGUGUGGACGCUGCCGAUGGCGUGGAUGGGCCAGCGGUGGUCCAUGCUGGUCCACCUGCCCGUGUUCCUGGCGGCUUCGCUAGCCCUCGCCUUCGCCCCCUCCGUGUGGCUCCUGCAGACGUCGCGCUUCCUCCUGGGCGUGAGUGGCGGCGUGAUCGAGGCUGCCUCCUACAGCUACGUGACGGAGUUGGCGCACAACAGGGUGAGGGGGAAGCUGGUGGGCACGGCGGACACGAUGAGGCAGCUGGGCGUGCUGAUAGUGUAUAUCCUGGGCAGCACAGGCCUCAGCUGGAGGAAGACGGCGCUCAUCUGCGGCUGCGUGACGACGAUCCCGGUGGGCGUCGGCCUCCUGCUGCUGCCGAACUCGCCCCGCUGGCUGGCCACCCGAGGGCGCAUGGACGAGUGCAAGGAGAGUCUGGCGUUCUUCCGAGGCGCUCAGUACGACUGCAGUUCCGAGAUGGAGGCCAUCAUCAGCCAGACGAAGGACGACGACGACGACGGCGGCAGGAUGCUGCAGCAGAUUCGGCGCAUGAAGGAGCCGCAGACGCUGAAGAUCUUCGGCCUCCUCGCGUUCCUGAUGUUCUCCGUUCAGUUCACGGGGAACAUCGUGGUCGUCUCUUACGUCGUCCCGAUCUUCAACGCGGCCAAAGUCAACAUCAGCUCCUACAUGAGCGCCAUAGUGAUCGCCACCGUGAGAAUCAUGGCCACAGUCUUCUCUCUCUCAGUCGUCGACCGGCUGGGGCGGCGGCCGGCGCUGAUCACGGCCUUCCUGCUGUGCUCCGGCUCCCUCUUCCUCCUCGGAACCUUCUUCUUCUUGCAGAAGAAAGGCGUGAGCAUGGGAAAGGUCAGCUGGUUCCCCGUCCUGAUGAUGGUGGUGUAUGCCUUCGUGUCGUGCGUGGGACACCCCGUCCUCAACCUCGUGCGCGGGGAGCUCCUGCCGACGGCGGUCCGGAACGCUGCCAAUUCCCUACUCUUCUUCAUCUUCUUCUGCGGGAUGUUCGUAGUUUCUCACUCCUACCCUGCGACGGUAUCAACCCUGGGGGAGGAGGGAGCCUUCUGGGUAUACGGCGGCGUGUGUCUGGUCAUCGUGGCUGCCGUGGUGUUCUUCAUCCCGGAGACUCGAGGCAAAGUCCUGGAGAACAUUGCCGAACAAGAACAAGAUGUAGGCGACUACAAAACCCGACUUUGAAGGACCAGGUAAUAAGGAGAUGAAGAGCAGACCAUCUAUUCUAUGAUAAGAGUGUCUGAGAGAAAGAACAGACCAUCUAUACUAUAUGAUAAGAGUGUGUGAGAGAAAGAUGCAUAACCUUUUAAUAAUAUCAAAUAAUAACUAUUUAUAAUCAUUCCAUGCUUCAUACGACGGUGAACAUAUUCACGCUGCUCUAUCAUAUGCAUUAUUAUAAGAUAUGAAGUGUUUUGUGUUUUUCAGAUGCAAUAUUUUAUCCCAAUUAUAUAAGUUUGUGCAAUGCUCUUGUACAUGUGUUAUGCUUGUGACAAAUUCUGUGGGAACCAAAUCAGUAUAAGGCAAUAAAUACGAUUUCACCUUUUUGAGACUUUGUAAAAUAUCAUAAGGACGGUUUUAUACACAAAGCAGGAUUGCAAACAAUGAUAUACAUGUUUUCCUAGACAUAAUACUUAAUACACUUAUUAAACGAACCUAUCUAACACAUGCAUAUCUUUUGAAGGUGAUGUAGACUAAUAAGCGAAAUAUUUAACAAAUUUAUAUCAGUUUCCUUCAUAGAAUCAUUUUAUGAAUGUAUGAACCAAAAUGGCCAAUGGAAAAAUACAGAUUUUCAGAAAU
Messenger RNA from Penaeus chinensis, 2311 nucleotides. RefSeq names its product facilitated trehalose transporter Tret1-like. Gene Ontology annotation, molecular function: transmembrane transporter activity. The transcript is spliced from 4 exons. Gene Ontology annotation, biological process: transmembrane transport. The coding region runs from base 206 to 1699 and encodes 497 amino acids. NCBI's taxonomy places the organism in Eukaryota, Metazoa, Arthropoda, Malacostraca, Decapoda, Penaeidae. The record is from RefSeq and is a predicted model, not a curated record. Gene Ontology annotation, cellular component: membrane.